AUGUCAAUACUUCAAAAUCUGCCCUUUAGCCUCUGCGAGUCAUGCCCAGAGCAAAUCGACGGCAUAGGCAACUUCUACCUUCAGCUCCUGGCUCACGCCCCGUCACAGCUCCCGUUAUCGACUUUAUAUUUCCUGGAUUCGCACGGUCAAAUACCGAGCAAGAUACACAAUCCCGACUAUGACCCUGUCAAGAAAAGCCAAAUUGACUGGUUCGUGAAAGCUUCACAAGCGCAACGAAGCGCUCGUGAGAAGGACAAUAACGACAACCGCUUCCAUCUGUCUUUGGCUUUCCUACAUAUCCCUCUUCCUGAGUUCGGAGACUGCCAUCUUAGUAUACGCAACGGCCACCGGAGGGAACCGACUGAGAGCCCUAGCUUCAAUUCCCAUUUCUACGACGCUUUGGUCAAAGGAGGCAUAUCAGCAUUAGGCUGCGGGCACGAUCACGUGAAUGACUUUUGCGCUCUGCUGCCACAACAAACGCGGCAGGAUGGCGACAAAACCCCUCAGCCUGGCCCUUGGCUAUGCUAUGGAGGUGGCAGUGGGUUCGGGGGAUAUGGUUCGUACGGCAGAAAGCGAUUUCACCGACGAACGCGGGUUUGGGAACUCGAUACGAGUACCGGGAGCUUGAAGACUUGGAAGCGGGUCGAAUAUGCAAUGGACAGAGUUGAUGAGCUGGUGCUGGUGGAAAGUGGAGCGGUGAUUGAUACACCUGGAGAAGAAGAUGGAGGCAGACGCUGUAUAGUCAGUUGA
Messenger RNA from Bacidia gigantensis, 750 nucleotides. RefSeq lists its product as uncharacterized. Gene Ontology annotation, molecular function: phosphoprotein phosphatase activity. Lineage: Eukaryota; Fungi; Ascomycota; Lecanoromycetes; Lecanorales; Ramalinaceae. Bases 1 to 750 code for a protein of 249 amino acids. The record is from RefSeq and is a predicted model, not a curated record. Gene Ontology annotation, cellular component: cytoplasm. The transcript has a single exon.